GGGGGAGCCUCUGAGGGGCCCCUCAUGGCGUUUGAUUCACUGAGAAAACAACAAGGAAAUAAAGCCAGAAUAGCGCCAGAACAAGGAGGAGAAUUUUUUUCAAACUAACUUCAAAGGGAAGAUCGGGUGGGGGAGAGCCUCUGAGGGCCCCCCCCACGGCGGGGGCCCCAAGACAACGGCCUCCCCCUGCCUAAUUGUAGUUACGCCCCUGGAAAAAAGAAUCUUAAACAAAAACUGAACAUGUAUAUUUCUGCACAUUUCAAGACAGCAGGAAUGGCAUCCAGUAACAGAAAAACUACCUCAAGCACAUCCCUGCGGAAGAAAACUGCAUUGAAACAUGAGUUGUCCGAAGAGCAAAAGCAGGAAGUUAGAGAAGCUUUUGAUUUGUUUGAUACAGAUGGGUCUGGAAGCAUUGAUAUCAAAGAACUAAAGGUUGCCAUGCGUGCUCUUGGCUUUGAGCCGAAGAAAGAAGAAAUUAGAAAAAUGAUUGCAGAUAUCGGCAAAGAGGGAAGCAACUUCAUAGACUUUGAAGAUUUUUUGACUAUGAUGACCCAAAAAAUGAGUGAAAAAGAUAGCAAAGAAGAAGUUCUGAAGGCUUUCCGGUUGUUUGAUGAUGAUGGGACAGGCAAGAUUUCCUUUAAAAAUCUAAAGAGGGUUGCCAAGGAACUUGGAGAAAACUUAACAGAUGAAGAACUGCAGGAAAUGAUAGAUGAAGCUGAUCGUGAUGGAGAUGGAGAAAUAAAUGAGCAGGAAUUUUUGAGAAUCAUGAAAAAGACCAGUCUGUAUUAGUGACUCUCUUUUAAAAGUGACCUGCACAAACUUCAACUUUUUCAAUGUAUGAAAAAUGACACUACAUUUGUCUGUUUUCAAAUUAGUAAUUCAGAAUUAUUUCUAGGGAAACAGGUUGUUUUUUUAGGUAUUAUUUAGUGAAAUAAAAUAAGUGUAAGAUCAGGAAUAACAUGGACUUGCCCUCCUUGCUUGAGCAUCUUGGUCAUGCAGAACAUAUGCAUACCCCAUACACUUUGUGGUUCUUUGAUUCUUUAUUUGUAAAUGGAAGGCGAUGCAACAAUCUCUUGAGCUUUGUGGAAAUGGAAAUUGACCACAGGAGGUUGCCAGUUUUGAGUGGAAGACUAGCAGUUAGAGAAGAGGAACUCCUUUACCCAUUCUACUCAAAAAGCAAAGCAAAGCGAAAUGUCAGGAAACUGUUUACAUGCAUCUCUCACAUAGCAUCUAGUUUGGCCUUUCUGUCAGAAUUCAAGCAGUCUCAGAUUCUUGUAUUCAGACAAAACACAGCAGUGUGAGCUAGCAAAUAUGUUCUAUGGCUGUAGCAUUUGAGUGUUUACUGUAAUUUAAUUUGGAUAAAAACUUGUACCAAAACUUGCAA
Hemicordylus capensis (graceful crag lizard) is the source of this 1384-nucleotide messenger RNA. RefSeq names its product centrin-2. Gene Ontology annotation, molecular function: calcium ion binding; enzyme regulator activity. The coding region runs from base 241 to 789 and encodes 182 amino acids. NCBI's taxonomy places the organism in Eukaryota, Metazoa, Chordata, Lepidosauria, Squamata, Cordylidae. Gene Ontology annotation, biological process: centriole replication; nucleotide-excision repair; mitotic cell cycle. The transcript is spliced from 5 exons. Gene Ontology annotation, cellular component: centriole; centrosome; central plaque of spindle pole body. The record is from RefSeq and is a predicted model, not a curated record.